This is a messenger RNA of Anopheles funestus (African malaria mosquito), 3379 nucleotides long. RefSeq lists its product as uncharacterized. Bases 89 to 3034 code for a protein of 981 amino acids. Lineage: Eukaryota; Metazoa; Arthropoda; Insecta; Diptera; Culicidae. The transcript is spliced from 5 exons. The record is from RefSeq and is a predicted model, not a curated record. Gene Ontology annotation, molecular function: RNA polymerase II general transcription initiation factor activity; protein binding.
UUUUUUCUUGCCUCUUGCCCAGCCGCGUUCAGGAUUCCUGUUUUGUGCGGUUCUUGUUAGUACGAAUGGAAAAACACGCAGAGGAAAAAUGGCUGAUGCGAAAAGAUCAACAAUAACGACAAAUAAUAGCAGUAGCGGUGGCGGCAGCGGCAGCAGUAGUAGCAACAGUGGAAGUACCAGCAAAUCUCGCAAAUCUAAAACCGAUCUGAUUCGCAGCCUUGUCGGAUCCUAUCUGAAAGCGCGCAACUACAGUGUUACUGAUCGUUAUCGAAAAUCGGAUCUCAUCCUCACGCAAUCAACUGAGCAAAUUGUGAUGAACACUGCCAUCAAAAACGACACAUCGAUGGUGAACAGUUUUCUGUACUCCAACAUCUGCCUAAACUCGAACAUAACCCAAGUUGAACAACAUUUUGCCAAAUUCGCAAAGUUUGUACGAAAUCAACAGGAACCAAUUCGUACGGAAUUAAAUGAGAUUAUCCCACCGCUUCUAUGUCAUCUGUACAUUGAGAUGUUAAAGGGGCGUGAUUGGCGACCGGCAAUCGAGUUCCUUCGCAAACAUGCACCGUUGGUGGGCAAAGUGGAACACUCUACUGGUACGGCUGGUUCAUCUCCGCUGCUCAUGUUGAAUCAGCAAAAAAUAAACGGCACCAUUGACAGUUUGCCGCUGGGAGCAGAUGUGAGUUCGCUAAUGCCAUCAUCAGCUGUACAUGGAUCUGCGAUUGUUUUCGCGCCCGGGCGGUCACCCGAUUCGGCACGUUUAGAACCAUAUCGAAGGUUGAUACAUAAGCUGUCGCAAAUCGCACGGUUUCAGGACUGCGAAAGUGAGCCGCUGUUUGUGCAGUUUCGCUCCUGUCAAACGCAGCUACGUUUCCGUUCGGCCACUAUUGCAGCCAUGCGCCAAUACUUAGCAAAGCAUGGGCAUUCUCUUAUCCUGCAAACGUUGCGCACGUGGUUCUACUUCGAUACGUCCGAUGACAAGAACUUUGUAGACUGCCAGCCGGACGCUUCGGGUGUUGCACAGCUAGAUUCCAUGAUCGCGCGAUCGCUAGUGGCUCGAUCAAACUCCUCGAACGGUCAACUAAACGGUAGUAGUCUACCGAUGGAAGUUGACGAUUUGGUAGCGGAACCUGUGUUGCAACGAUCGGAACCAGAGUAUGACUUUACCGAGCAUACGGAACGUGAAAACGAACGCUAUCUGUUGCUGAAUGGCUUUAAUGCGCGAUAUUUGCGCUACAAAAUGUUCGACGCCGAGAACGGUACAGCGUCAAACGAUCGGAUCGGUUCGCCAACUCUCGGUGAAGAUGAUGAUGAGGACGAGUAUGGUAAUUGUAUUAAGGACACGCAUGCCUCCCAAAGUGGAGUUUCGGAACAGCCGCAGCAACAGCAAAGCGAUCCAGUCACUAAUAACAUUGGUAUGGAUGGAAUGUUCCCGCGAAUGGAUAGCCAGGAACGGUUGCGACGAUUGAAAGAAAGUGUGGAGAAAUUGUUCGUCUAUCAGCGGCCACUGUGCGUGUACAGCUUAGAAAACGUUGGUCAACAGCUGACGAGUAUGGCCAUCGAUACCGGUUGCUGUCAUGUAGCGAGCGGCUUCGAAGACUCCACUAUAAUGCUUUGGUCGACCAACCGCAGCACUCAGAUGGGCCGGAAACCGUACGCCAGCAUUCGCGACCGCCAGUGCUGCUGGAAUGUGACUUCCUGUGAUAGUAGAUUUAGUGAAUCGGAUGAAUCCGAUGAUGAGUAUGCAGCCGGAGUCAACGGUAGGGACGAAUCGGAGUGUCGGAUAGCGGGAGAGGACAGGCACCGUGACGGCACCUCACUGCUAGAUGAUGGAAUAGAUAGUAUGUUCGAUUUGCGUGGGUCGGCGGGUAUCGAGCGGAUGAAUAAGUUGCUUCCGCCGCAUAAACGGAGGCUUACAAAACGGGAACGAUGGAAGCAAUUUCUAGACAAUCGUUGCUUGGAAAACACUUUCUCUGAAACCGGUGGAUUGUCUUUGCGCGGACAUGGAAAUGCCGUGACGGAUCUUCUCUUCUCCGAAUACAGUCCACUGUUGGUAAGCGUUUCGCGGGACUGUACCAUGCGUGCUUGGACGGGUAGUGACUAUACGUGCCGGGCGAUAUAUCGUGGACACAAUCAUCCAAUUUGGUGUGUUGCGGAAAGUCCUACUGGCCUGUAUUUUGCUACCGGGUCCCGUGACACGACCGCACGCUUGUGGUCUACAGAUCGUCGGUUUCCAUUACAAAUGUACGUAGGCCAUACUCAGGAUGUCGACACGGUAGCAUUUCAUCCGAACGGGAACUAUUUGGCCACCGGGUCGACCGACCUGUCCGUGCGGCUUUGGUGUGUUACCACCGGGAAAUUGUUGCGCAUUUUUACCGACUGUCGGCAACCGGUACAGCGGAUAUGUUUCAGCCCUGAUGGGAAAUAUCUUGCCGCGGGAGGGGAAGAGAAUCGAGUGCGCAUUUUCGAUCUAACAGCCGGUUCUCAGUUGACAGAGCUGAAAGAUCACACAGCGGCCAUUACGUGUAUCACGUGGAGCAAAGAUAGCAGCCAUUUCGUUUCAUCAUGUGCGGACGGUACGAUACGAAUCUGGGAUGCCAAGCGUAUGUUACUUCCUUCCACAUCAACCUCCUCAUCGAGCGGUUCUUCCACUUCCUCUUCGUCCAACUCAUCAACUUCAACGUCGAUUCAAAUAUCCACGCGAGAACUAUCGUCCACAGCAGGGCGGGGCGCCACCUUCGCUACACUUAACAAUGGCACGUCCAAUCCAAAGAUGAACAUCACAGCCAAUACACAGCAACAGGCUGCUGGGAGUGGAAGGAGUGGUACAGUAUUGAUGUCACAUCAGCUUCACAGUACCGGCGAUGCAGCAACAACCGGGCUACCACCAAACGCACCGGCAUCGUCGGUGGGCUCCGCUAGUAGUACCGCCAAUAGCAAUAAUCUACUGCUCGCAUACUCAACCGGUUGUCGGCGAAUCUAUCGACUGCACUAUAAUAAGCUUAGCGGUGGAUUAGCGUGUUUAGGAAGUAGUUAAUGAAAACACACAAAGGGCGAGGAGAGCAGGAGAGAAAACCUGGAAUAAGUAUUAUUUAUUGAAACUCAGUCCUCCAACAAGAAGCAAGCAAAAACUAAUGCAAAAAGAAAAUAAGCAACGGAUGACUGUGCGUAGAUGGUCUGCUAAAAUGGACUGUGAAAAGGGGAAAACGACAAAAUCAGUGAGUCGCAAUGAGCAAUUGAAGUCACAAGUACAUUGAACGUUUUCGCUACUGCACCGCACAAACACCCGUGUGUAGUGUGAUUAUCGAGUCGUAGUAGAAUUUUGAAUGAAAUUAAACAAAUAAACAAUAAUCGUAAGGAAGGAUCGUCAAAUGUCAAGAAA